Molecule: messenger RNA, 1632 nt
Organism: Pleurotus ostreatus (oyster mushroom)
Lineage: Eukaryota; Fungi; Basidiomycota; Agaricomycetes; Agaricales; Pleurotaceae
Exons: 5
Coding region: 1-1632 (543 amino acids)
Biological process (GO): G protein-coupled receptor signaling pathway
Cellular component (GO): membrane
Molecular function (GO): mating-type a-factor pheromone receptor activity
Source: RefSeq, a predicted model, not a curated record
AUGGCCAUCGAGCUCCCCGUCGUCUCAUUCAUCUGCGCCUUCCUUGUCCUCCUCCCUCUCCCCUGGCAUUGGAGAGCAGGGACCGUUGCUACCAUCUCUAUCACUGUCUGGCUGUUUGCAGCUAAUAUUAUAAACGGCGUCAAUGCUAUAAUCUGGUCCGAUAAUGCCAUUAUACAGGCCACGAUUUGGUGUGAUAUAGCGACGAAAAUAACUAUCGGGGCAACAUUUGCACUGCCUGCUGCGCUCUUCUGUCUCUGCAUGCACCUGGAACGCGUGUCCUCUAUCCGUCAAGUCAAUACUUGCGUCCAAGACAAGCGUCGCCGACAAACAAUCGAUUCAUUGCUCUGCUUCGGCGUACCAGCUAUCUUCAUGGCACUCCACUACGUUGUACAAGGUCAUCGCUUUGAUAUCAUACAAGAAUUCGGAUGUCGCCCUACAAUCUAUGUCUCCAUAGUUGCGCUCUUCCUCAUGUGGAUACCACCCCUCUUAUUCUGCGUCGGUGCUUUCAUAUUCGCAGCACUCGCAUUCCGCAACUUCUGGCAUCGUCGCAUCAUCUUCGCGCGCCACCUCCAAAACUCCAACUCCGCCCUCACCCCCUCGCGCUACCUGCGUCUCAUCGCCAUGUCCCUCUCCCAGAUGGUCUUCGCCAUCACCGGCUCCUCCCUCCACAUCGCCUUCUCCCUCAAGAACGGCUUCCGCCCGUGGAUCUCGUGGGCGGACGUGCACUCCGACUGGGGACGCAUCGGCCAGUUCGCGAAGGUGCUGAUUCCCGUGCAGCAGUGGCGAUACACGUACGCGCUGUGGUGGACGGUGCCCCUCACGUCGGUCGUAUUCUUUGUGUUCUUCGGGUUCGGGAGCGAUGCCGUGCAGGAGUACAAGGCGUUCGCGGCGCGCGUUAAGGGAAUCGUGUGUGCGCCGUUUAGGAAGUUCGGUCCAACAAAUGAGAAGGGGAGCAAACUACCGUCUUUGCCGAUCACGAAUAAAAACAUGAUCUCCUCUUCCUUCUCCUUCCUCAAGAAAGGCUUCGUGAAUCAAGACCACAAACUCGACAAACUCAACAGUGAGAAAUCAGCCUCAACCUCGACCUCCUCGAGCUUCAGCAGCAGCGGCACCUAUCCCACGACCCCCACUCGGGCAUUCGCUUUCCCAGUCACUCUGCGACCUCUCCCCGCCGCCGCCGGAAGCGACGACACCGUGAUCAACAUCAAUAAGUACGGCAACGCCCCCUCACGGGGAGAGCAGGCGAAUACGAAAGACAUGGACGCCGUAUCUCUUUCUGAAUUCGCGUUCUCCUCCACGCCCUCCUCGUCGCUCCCCAGCUGCUCCCAGUCCCCGCUAUCACUGUCGCUGGCGUCCCGCGCGUCAUUUGCCUCGGCGUCGUCAUCGCGGCCCUCCCCUACCUCACCAUCCUCACCAUCAACCUCGGCAUCGCCGUCAACCCGCUUUUCGACGCAUAGCUCGUCUUAUGAGGUCGACCUGGAGGCGUAUCCGCUGCCCCCCACCCCCACUACACCCUUUACGCCGUCGACACCGUCGACUAUCCAUUCCGUCGCGACUUCGACUGCAAAUUACACGCAUCGCGAUUCUACGUCCUCAACGCAUCCCAGCGUGUAUCCGUUCGUUGCCAUAUAG